This is a messenger RNA of Mustela lutreola (European mink), 5017 nucleotides long. It is a transcript of the gene PCSK2, whose product is annotated as proprotein convertase subtilisin/kexin type 2. The transcript is spliced from 12 exons. The record is from RefSeq and is a predicted model, not a curated record. Gene Ontology annotation, cellular component: Golgi membrane; trans-Golgi network. Gene Ontology annotation, biological process: protein processing. NCBI's taxonomy places the organism in Eukaryota, Metazoa, Chordata, Mammalia, Carnivora, Mustelidae. The coding region runs from base 351 to 2267 and encodes 638 amino acids. Gene Ontology annotation, molecular function: serine-type endopeptidase activity.
UGGAGCCGAGGAGGAGCUGAAAAUGCAGAUUUAGCCUCAAGCACAGACAUACACUCGCUCUUUCUCUCAGAUACACACAGCUCCCCCCCCCCCCAUUCGCACCUCUGCCAGAGAGCCUGAUUACACGGCUUCCCCGCCAGACAGAUGCUGGAGAAGAGCACACAUUGAUUUGCUGCUUUCCGAGCCCCUAGUCAGUCUUUUUCCCAACACAAAGAUUUUUUUUAAACAAACAAAAAAACUAUCUAUCUAUCUAUCUAUAUAUAUAUAUAUAUUUUUUGCACCUUUCCUCCGAGUCCCCCGCUCCACAAGCUUGCGCGCCUCCUAGCACCACUUUUCACUCCCAGAGAAAGAUGAAAGGUGGCUGUGUCUCCCAGUGGAAGGCGGCCGCCGGGCUCCUCUUCUGUGUCAUGGUUUUUGCAUCUGCCAAGAGACCGGUCUUCACGAAUCAUUUUCUUGUGGAGUUGCAUAAAGGAGGAGAGGAAGAAGCUCGCCAAGUUGCAGCAGAACACGGCUUUGGAGUCCGAAAGCUUCCCUUCACUGAAGGCCUGUACCACUUUUAUCACAAUGGCCUUGCAAAGGCCAAGAGAAGACGCAGCCUACAUCACAAGCAGCAGCUGGAGAGAGACCCCAGGGUAAAGAUGGCCUUGCAGCAAGAAGGAUUUGACAGAAAGAAACGGGGGUAUAGAGACAUCAACGAGAUCGAUAUCAACAUGAAUGAUCCUCUUUUUACAAAGCAGUGGUAUCUGAUCAAUACUGGACAAGCUGAUGGCACUCCUGGCCUUGAUUUGAAUGUGGCAGAAGCCUGGGAGCUGGGAUACACAGGGAAAGGUGUUACCAUUGGAAUUAUGGAUGAUGGGAUUGAUUAUCUGCACCCGGACCUGGCCUCGAACUAUAAUGCCGAGGCAAGCUAUGACUUCAGCGGCAAUGACCCCUAUCCUUACCCUCGAUACACAGAUGACUGGUUCAACAGCCACGGGACCCGAUGUGCAGGAGAGGUUUCUGCCGCAGCCAACAACAAUAUCUGUGGGGUCGGAGUGGCGUACAACUCCAAGGUAGCAGGUAUCCGGAUGCUGGACCAGCCGUUCAUGACGGACAUCAUCGAGGCCUCGUCCAUCAGCCACAUGCCUCAGCUGAUCGACAUCUACAGUGCCAGCUGGGGCCCGACUGACAAUGGGAAGACCGUGGACGGCCCCCGUGAGCUCACACUUCAGGCCAUGGCUGAUGGUGUCAACAAGGGCCGAGGCGGCAAAGGCAGCAUCUACGUGUGGGCCUCCGGGGAUGGUGGCAGCUACGACGACUGCAACUGUGACGGCUACGCCUCCAGCAUGUGGACCAUCUCCAUCAACUCGGCCAUCAAUGACGGCAGGACCGCCCUGUAUGACGAGAGCUGUUCCUCCACCUUGGCCUCCACCUUUAGCAACGGCAGAAAGAGGAACCCCGAGGCUGGCGUGGCGACUACAGAUUUGUAUGGCAACUGCACCCUGAGGCAUUCUGGGACAUCCGCAGCUGCACCUGAGGCAGCUGGAGUGUUUGCACUGGCUUUAGAGGCUAACCUGGGUCUGACCUGGAGAGACAUGCAGCAUCUGACUGUGCUCACCUCCAAACGGAAUCAGCUUCACGAUGAGGUCCAUCAAUGGCGGAGGAAUGGGGUUGGCCUGGAGUUUAAUCACCUCUUUGGCUACGGGGUCCUUGAUGCGGGCGCCAUGGUGAAAAUGGCUAAAGACUGGAAAACUGUGCCUGAGAGAUUCCACUGUGUGGGAGGCUCCGUGCAGGAUCCUGAGAAAAUACCAUCCACUGGCAAGUUGGUGCUGAGCCUCACCACCGAUGCAUGUGAGGGGAAAGAAAAUUUCGUCCGCUACCUUGAGCACGUCCAAGCUGUCAUCACAGUCAAUGCCACCAGGAGAGGAGACCUGAACAUCAACAUGACUUCCCCGAUGGGCACCAAGUCCAUCUUGCUGAGCCGGCGUCCAAGGGAUGACGACUCCAAGGUGGGCUUUGACAAGUGGCCUUUCAUGACCACGCACACGUGGGGAGAGGACGCCCGAGGAACCUGGACCCUGGAGCUGGGGUUUGUCGGGAGCACGCCCCAGAAGGGGGUGCUGAAGGAGUGGACACUGAUGCUGCAUGGCACGCAGAGUGCCCCUUACAUCGACCAGGUUGUGCGGGAUUACCAGUCCAAGCUGGCCAUGUCCAAGAAGGAGGAGUUGGAGGAGGAGCUGGACGAAGCUGUGGAGAGAAGCCUGAAAAGCAUCCUUCAUAAGAACUAGAGCCGCAGCCGGGCCUCGACUGCCUCCCUCCCUCCCCCAUCUCUGCCUCUCUGUCCUCGGUCCACACUCUGUCAGGAACCUAGCAAUUACUGUCACUCUCUCAUAAGCGAUUUCAAUCUCUCGAUCUGAAGCUUCACUCACUGUCAAUGAUUUUUUGUUGUCACAAUGGACGCAAUCUUUUUACUUCUGUGCCCCAAAUACAGUGUUCCCACCAAAACCUCUGUCCUAUUUGUGACUCUAAAGUUCUUUAUUUGUGUCAUUCGAAUAGGCGAUAGCCAGCAAACAAAACUGGGACAGCUUUCCCCUCCAUUUUGUUCCUAUCUGAGAAGAGAAUGCAUUUAAAAAGCCACAUGCAGUGACUCCAAGAGCAUUUAUUCGUGGUCUCAGCUGAGGACCUGCUACAUAAAAAGGGAAAGAUAAUAACAGAAGGUAAGCUCUGAAUUUCUAAAGCACAAAAGAUGCUAUAGGUCCUUUGGGGGAAAAUGUUUGGAACUUAGCAAGAUUUUUCAGUGACGUAGAUGAAGGUAGGGUGAUGUACAAUUCGCCAUCCAUGACAGCCCUAAUCACUGGCUGGGGAAGAGAGGGUCAAAAAGCAUGACGGCUGGAAAUCGUUCCACCAACACCAACAGCAUAACUUGUCCUACUCAGCCAGUGUGAUCCAUGUAAAACCUCAGUAGCGUGGCUGUCCUUUUCACCAGCUGCUCUUCUGUCAUGUAGAAUCUGCUAGAGAAGCCCAAAUCAUUCUGUGUGUAUAGAAUUCAUCCCAGCCCCAAUUUUCUGGGGUUCCUCACAUAGCUAUCCAAAAGAAAAAAAGGCAAGAGAAAUCUGGCAACACGCCUAGGAAAGAAUAUCUCGGUGGCUUAGAACACAGGAACGUUCCUCUUCCUCAAUCACUUUGGAGCUUCUGAAUCUGAUGUGAGUAGUGAGAUGAGUAUUUUGGGUGCACAUACACUUGGGCUUUGAUCUCUAAAACAUAUGGUUGUGGUUCUUUGAUGUGUUGGGGAAAUGGCCUCCAUUCUGGAAGAGGUGUGUGAAAGGUGAAGGGGAUGUGUCUGAGGAUGCAGACCGUCAUUUGUGUGGAGCCUCUUCUGCCAACGGGGGGACAUGCUGACCCGUCCCCUAGCAACGGGGGGCUGAAGGAAGCAAGAGAAGACCUCCAUAGGGAAAGCACACAGUUACCAUCUUGACAACUGAGCAACCCCUGAAGAUGUUUAACAGGCAACCCAAAGGUGACACACUCCUCCCCCUGCCGACCCCACAAGACACAGCACCAUUUCAUUACCAAAUAGAAAUGCUUUCUAUUGGACCCGUCAUCGCUUUGUUUUUUUCCCCAAGGAUUGGCCCCUUUGUGGGUUUGAUUUGAUUCCGGAGAACUGAUCGACCACUUCUGGCUGCAUUUCUCCCUUCUUGUGGGAGCGUGUGGCUAAGCUCAGAGUUCCUUUCCUUAAAGCCAGCAACGCAAGGGCACUAAGUUCCAUUCCUUGGAGGUGGCGACUUUAAGAGAAAACUCUGGAAAACCCAUUUUCUUUCUUUUCUCUGCCCCCCAUAUUGGCAUGUAUGUCUGUCUUCUCGAACACCAUAUGACCUUCUCUCUAUAAUGCUUUAAAAUGUAAUAAUAUUUAUGAUUUUUAAAAGAAGUUUAUUACCUGUUGCGAAGGUCUUUUUAAACCAGUUUAGAUUUAAAGAAAAAAUUAAGGGAAACCAUCAAAAAUUCAUUUCAUAUUAACAGUCUGAAAAUAAACCAAAGGACAUUAUGUGUGCAUAUGUGUAUAAGUGCACACAGAAAUAUAUAUAUAUAUGUAGACUGUAUACAUGUGUGUAUGUAUGUGUGUGUAUAUAUACACUUGUAUAAAUGUAGAUACACACAUAUGCCUAAAAUGUGUGUAUGUGUACUUAUUGAAAAAACUGACACCAUAUUCAUCUCUAAAAGAAUAUUCAGAGAAUAUCAAGAUGAUUCUGGCUGAAGAAAAAAGCCGGUGGAAAUUCAGGUGAAAUGUUCAUUGAUUCCCAUUGCCUCACUUCUGUAAUUUUGCAGCUUUCUGUAUAAACAUUAAAUGUCUUAUAUAGCAGCAAAAAUAUAAAAUAGUUGUCCAUAUUUUCACAGCUGUGGUAUAAUUUAUGAAAUUAGAGAGUAACUUAGCAGCUUCUUAAUAGAAAUGGCCAGUUUUGAUAUGAGGAUACAAUAUAUAAAAUAUAUAUAUAGUGCUAUAUAAAAAUAUUUGGUCUCUAUUUCAUUUUUUGCACCAGUAUUAACGCAAAAAUAUGUCUGGCUAGUGAGGUUUUUACGAUAUCCCUGAUCCUAAUGCAAGAGACAGUUAUUUAUAAUCAUUUAUUUUAAAAAAUGAAAAUAAAUGAAUUAAUCGAGUUAACAUUGUUACUCCCUGUGACAAAAUUUUAUAAGUAAAUUUAAAAAGACAUGUUGUAAAUUAGGAAACUCAACAAUAAAACAUUACCUUCCAGAAACCAUGUGGGAUGUGAUACAUAUUACUUAAAAACACUUUUAUCCAUUCCGAGAGCAGAUAAUAAAAAGUUGCCAAAGAGAGAUCUAAAAAGCCUGCUUUCACAAAUAAGCCUGAGAGAUUUAUAAUUAGCAGAUCAGUCACAUACAAAUUAUGAUCUACAGCAGCAUUUUUCAAACUCUGGUUAUAUGCCGUUAAUAAGUUGUAAAAAAUUUUUUGGGAAUCAAGACUAACGUUUUGGAAUAGAAUAAAACAGAAUAAAAUAGAAGCAAAACUGGAAUAGAAUAUAUC